Cucurbita moschata (crookneck pumpkin) is the source of this 315-nucleotide messenger RNA. RefSeq lists its product as uncharacterized. The coding region runs from base 1 to 315 and encodes 104 amino acids. The record is from RefSeq and is a predicted model, not a curated record. NCBI's taxonomy places the organism in Eukaryota, Viridiplantae, Streptophyta, Magnoliopsida, Cucurbitales, Cucurbitaceae. The transcript has a single exon.
AUGGCUGUGGUUCGACAUGGUUUGCUGUGUCUGGUUCUUGUCGGGAUGUGGUUGAGUCAGCUCACGGCUGCGAGCACCGCCGAGGCACCAACAGUUGCCACUGCGAUGCCGUUUUUUGGGGAAAUUGGAAAGGAAGUGGAGAUGGAGAAUCAGCCGGGCGUGGCUGCAGGUCCUGAAAUCAGAAGGCUGGGAAAGCAUCAUCUUCACACGUCCAUGGCCGGCGGCGGGGUGCUGCUCGGCGGCCUGGCUACUGCUGUUUUUGCUGUUGUGUUUUGCUACAUAAGGGUUACUAGAAAAUCAGACCCUGUCAAAUAA